AUGAAAGCUUUAUAACUCAUUAGAUAAUCAAAAUCACUGCUGAUAAAACCAAGAUUAUCAUUAUUGGCAAAUGCUUCCAGAACUCCCAUGCUCUCACUCUAAUCUAGAUCCUUUAAUACUAAUUACUAGCCAAAGACCUACCAAAAUCAAUAGUAUAAUUAACAAGCAACAGGUGGUCAGUAUUAAGACAGAUUGUCGUAUAAUGGCAAGAAGAUAUACUUGAGAGGCCUUAACAUUGUAAAGUCUGACGUGAUGCUGAACGUGUAAAUCAAACCAGCAAGUUAUCAAUAAAAGUAGGAUUCCUACUAAGUAAAUAAGAAUGGAUAUGUGGUCUUUGACUUCACCCCUGUUCAAUAACUUGGAGACAAGGCAGAGAUGAUGAAUCAGCAGAAAAAGACAAUAAUUUUGACUCUGAAAAACAUCGGAGAAAUCCUUGCUUUAGACACAAAACCAGGCUACAAUGCUGAAGUCGAUGAAGAGGGAAUCUUUGUGCAAUACUAGCCAAAGGAGAACGAGCCAGUCAAAGUUAUGAAAAUGAACAAGCUUGAAGAUGGAAAGACAUACAAAUUCAACUACUGCGAGAUAGUUAAUGAUUCUGAAGUAGUUAACAAUCUUGCCAUCAACAUCUCUACAGCCGAGCUACUUACUAUUUAAUCACUAUUAAACUUCGCAACCCCCUAUCUUUUAGGAUGGCACGCUAUUCUUAACCCUCAUGUAGUUGAUCUUCAGUGA
Molecule: messenger RNA, 732 nt
Organism: Stylonychia lemnae
Lineage: Eukaryota; Ciliophora; Spirotrichea; Sporadotrichida; Oxytrichidae
Source: the annotation of a GenBank genome assembly